UCUGUGGUUCAUUCCAAGUUUGGUAAACUAAACUAUGAAACAACGAAAUACGAAAGCCAAAAAAGCUGAAACACUAAUUUAGAUGGUUGAGUUACCAUUGAAUUGAGCAAAAAUGAAUGACAAGGUGCAUAAAAAACGUAAAAUAACAGAUCAAAAUGGUACUGAAUUCUCAGAGCCAGCAGUUAAACAUGCUAGAACUACUCAAAUACAAUGCCCUUAUCUGGACACAAUUAAUCGACAUGUAUUGGAUUUUGAUUUUGAAAAGCUAUGUUCGGUUUCCUUAACAAGAAUAAAUGUUUAUGCUUGCUUGGUGUGUGGAAAAUACUUUCAGGGACGAGGAACUAAUACCCAUGCAUAUACACAUUCAGUGGCGGAGAGCCAUCAUGUCUUCCUAAAUCUGCUUACAUUAAAAUUCUACUGUCUGCCAGAUAACUACGAAGUCAUUGAUUCCUCACUAAAUGACAUCAAGUAUGUCCUAAACCCCAUUUUUACACCAGAACAAAUUAAGCAGUUAGAUGAAAAUACAAAGAUGUCCAGAGCUAUUGAUGGUACUAUGUACAUGCCAGGUAUUGUUGGACUGAACAAUAUCAAGGCUAAUGAUUACUGUAAUGUAAUUUUACAGUGUUUGUCGCAAGUGAGGCCCCUUCGUAACUAUUUCCUACGAGAGGAGAAUUAUGCUCAUGUGAAAAGACCACCUGGAGAUUCUUCAUUCUUGUUAGUGCAGAGAUUCGGUGAACUUAUACGCAAGCUGUGGAAUCCUAGAGCAUUUAAAGCUCAUGUUUCACCACACGAGAUGCUGCAAGCUGUAGUACUAUGGUCCAAAAAGAGGUUUCAGUUUAUAAAGCAAAAUGACCCAAUUGAUUUUAUGUCAUGGUUCCUAAAUUCCCUGCACUUAGCACUGAAUGGUACCAAAAAGCCCAAUAGUUCCAUAAUUUACAAGUCCUUCCUUGGACACAUGAGGAUAUACACAAGAAAGUUACCGCCACCUGAUGCAGACGACGCAGCAAAAGUAGACCUUAGCAGUGAGGAGUACAGUGAGAUGAUAACAGAAUCACCAUUCCUUUAUUUGACCUGCGAUUUACCACCAACCCCUCUUUUUACUGAUGAAUUCAGGGAAAAUAUUAUUCCACAGGUAAAUCUGUACCAACUUCUAUCAAAAUUCAAUGGUCAAUCUUCAAAGGAAUAUAAGACUUACAAGGAGAACUUUAUGAAGAGGUUCGAAAUAACACAGUUGCCGCCUUAUCUCAUUUUGUACAUAAAGCGGUUUACUAAGAAUACGUUCUUUGUGGAGAAAAAUCCCACAGUAGUAAACUUCCCAGUCAAAAAUGUCGACUUUGGAGACAUCCUUACUCCGGAAAUCAAAGCCAAGCACAAUGGAAAGACAAUAUACGAGUUAGUUGGAAACAUUGUUCACGAUGGAACUCCAGAAAAAGGAACGUACAGAGCCCACGUGCUUCACACACCAACACAGCAAUGGUACGAAAUGCAAGAUUUACACAUGACUAGUAUUCUACCACAGAUGAUCACGCUCACUGAAGCUUACAUACAAAUAUAUGAAUUAAAACAGGACUGAUGAUGUAAAUAAAGCAAUUACAUACA
Messenger RNA from Pararge aegeria (speckled wood butterfly), 1599 nucleotides. RefSeq names its product U4/U6.U5 tri-snRNP-associated protein 2 (gene Usp39). The record is from RefSeq and is a predicted model, not a curated record. Gene Ontology annotation, biological process: protein deubiquitination; mRNA processing; spliceosomal complex assembly. The coding region runs from base 113 to 1573 and encodes 486 amino acids. Lineage: Eukaryota; Metazoa; Arthropoda; Insecta; Lepidoptera; Nymphalidae. Gene Ontology annotation, molecular function: cysteine-type deubiquitinase activity; zinc ion binding. The transcript is spliced from 10 exons.